AUGGCGUCAGGACCAGUCACUCACAGAGAAAGAGGAUUAUGGAUUGCUCUAGUGACUGUAAUUCUCAUUCUAUUCUGGUGCUCCAUCCCUCCACCAUUUAGCGGAGAACUUCUUGAAAAAUGGGCUCCUCGCACGGCAGACGAUGCUCAAGUUCUCUCUGAGACUGUAUUGCAAGGAACAUCACCCUCGUUACAUUGUAACAAUGCGCAAACGGCACAAACCCCAAUUCAGGCAGUCGAGACUCAGUCUAUUCAUCGUUCGCAUCGAAAUUUGCUCAAUAUGACGGCCAAACAGUUGGUUGAUGAUGCUGAUACCACUCAAUUGGCCUCAUGUCAAUGGAUCAACUCAGUGGAACUACAAGACUAUACCAAGGCAACAAUCGUGGCUAUGCCUGGAAACCACUUUGAUAUCUAUGUGAGAAAAGGUUCUGAUGACAUCGUAUCUGCUGCAAUCACGUCGCGCGGCCACUGGGAACUUCCAGAAGUACUCAAUAUGAUAGCAAAACUACGUGAUGUGCAAACUCGCUGGGCCCCCUUACAAAAAAAGCCCACUUUUCUGGAUAUCGGAGCGAAUGUUGGAUUCUUCUCUUUCUCGGCGGCAGCAUCCGGAUUCAAUGUCGUGGCGGUGGAAAUGAUGGCAUCCAACCAACUUUCGCUAUACAAGUCAAUCUGUAGAAACCCAACCUUCCCGCCAUUGAUGAGAGUGAUUCCUUAUGGUCUUGGUGAAGCGAAAGACAACAAUACUGGACGUUCAGAAUGUCUUGCAUACUCUCUUGAAACGAAUUCAAGGAAUGGAAUUGUGAAAUGUGGGAAUAAUGUGAAUGCUGCAGACAUUCCAAAAGGGUUUUCGCUCAUGGGAACUACAGUUAUUGUGCAAUUCGAUGAACUCGUGCCGGUCGUGCCUGAAUUAAGUCAAGUUGGAGUCGUCAAGCUUGAUACAGAAGGAUUUGAAGCGCAUGUCGUCAGGGGAGCUUAUAACUUUUUCAAGGAUGUGCGUCCGCCAUUUUUGAUGACGGAGACAUCUAAUUUUAUGGCCAUCAGAGCUGGAUCGCAACCAAGAGAAUUAUUAGACUUGCUGGACGAAUUGGACUAUGAAGUUCGAAACAGAAAUUGGGAUGGUCCAGUCGUAUCCAAGACUCCGCAAAGCGCGACAGCUCUACCAGGGUUUACGGGACAAAACUGGGAUGGCUUUGAAGAGUACUUGUUCAAUAUUGGACCAGGAGGGAUAGAAUACGGAGCCGACAUUGUCUUUUCACCUGAAAUCAUUGAUCUCAAGCUAAUUAAAUGUGAACGAAUUGUGGACCCGGUGACUGGAAUUAUCACGUUUGAAGACACGAAAAAGAAGGAGAUUGCUUUACGCAUUCAUCCUAGUGAGCGAGAUCGGUUGGUGGUGCAGCUAGGGUCAGCGUCACCGGAUACUGCUGUGAAGGCUGCUAGAAUGCUGGCUGACGAUGUCUCAGGCAUCGACCUCAAUUGUGGCUGCCCGAAGGCCUUUUCUUUGAAAGGUGGCAUGGGAGCAGCUCUCUUGUCGGAUCCUGAUCGACUGGUCUCGAUACUUACUGCAUUGGUGGAGACUGUGCGUCCUCUGCCCGUGACGUGUAAGAUACGAGUGUUUGACGAUGUGGAAGCUACCAUUAAUCUAGUCAAGAGAUUGGAAACGACGGGGAUAACGGCUUUGCAUGUACAUUGUCGAACUAAGAAGGAACCAUCAAGUCACCCUGGCCGAUGGAGUAUCUUCCCAGCUAUCGUGAAUGCUGUUUCCAUACCUGUUAUUGCUAAUGGCGAUGUGCUUUCACAAGAGCAUGCUGAGCGAGUCAUGGACACAACAGGAGUUGCAUCAGUCAUGAUGGCUCGUGCACCACAUCGCAACUUGUCAGUGUUUCAACGAGAUGGGACUCUACUACCUGCUCUAGUUGUGGCAGUGGAAUACUUGAGAAGGACUUUACGAUAUGAUUUUGGUGCACAUAAUGUCUCGUAUAUCAAGUAUACACUCUUGAAUGGAGACAUGUUUAACAGCAAGCAUCCUCUAUUCAAUUCAAUCUUUCAUGCUAAAACCUUACGUGAAAUAUGUCAAGCCUUUCAAAUUGAGGACGAGUUUGAUGCCAUGGCCAAAAGCGCGUAA
Messenger RNA from Synchytrium microbalum, 2121 nucleotides. RefSeq lists its product as uncharacterized. The record is from RefSeq and is a predicted model, not a curated record. Gene Ontology annotation, molecular function: flavin adenine dinucleotide binding; tRNA dihydrouridine synthase activity. Gene Ontology annotation, cellular component: cytoplasm. NCBI's taxonomy places the organism in Eukaryota, Fungi, Chytridiomycota, Chytridiomycetes, Synchytriales, Synchytriaceae. The transcript is spliced from 11 exons. Gene Ontology annotation, biological process: tRNA dihydrouridine synthesis. Bases 1 to 2121 code for a protein of 706 amino acids.